Molecule: messenger RNA, 1002 nt
Organism: Pieris macdunnoughi
Lineage: Eukaryota; Metazoa; Arthropoda; Insecta; Lepidoptera; Pieridae
Source: the annotation of a GenBank genome assembly
AUGUCUCAAGCAAUUUACGUAAGUACUGCGGUUGGGGUCGGCGUUGUUGGCGGAUUAUUUCUAUCAUAUCAUAUAUUUAAAAAGGGACAAAAUAAAACUAAAAUUCCCGAGCAAUGGAUCCCAGUGGGAACCUUAAAAAACUUAUUGGUGUAUCCUAUAAAGUCUUGCGCGCCGAUCGUACUGAACACAGCAGAAUGCUCUUCAUUGGGUUUGAAGGAUAAUUGGCUGAGGGACAGGUUCCUAAUGGUAACUGAUUCAAAUUAUCGUUUUCUAACGGCAAGAAAACAUCCCAAUCUUCUUCUUGUGCAUUCAUCGUUUGAGAAAUCUAUUUUAACAUUGAAACACAAAGAUAUGGAACCACUUAGAAUUAAUUUGGAUGAGGUUAUUGAAUUACAAAAGCCCCAAAGUGGUGUUGUUUGGGGUACCAAAGUUCCUAUUCGUGACUGCGGUUGGGCUGCAAGCGAUUGGUUUUCAAGAUUACUCGGUUCCACAGAAAACCAGAUGAAACUUGUUUUAUACGCUUCGAAAAAAAGUCGUAAACUAGCUCAAAGUCAUUUACAAAUUAUUUACAACUUUGGAAGUGAAGAUACGGGCGUCUUUACCGACGACACAACAUACAACUUAAUUAAUGAAGCGUCGGUAAACGACGUAAAGCAAAAAGUCCCAAACAGCGACAUAUCUAUUCGCAAUUUUAGACCCAACUUCGUGUUGACCGGAGCCAAGCCGUUUGAAGAAGAUAGUUGGAGAUUUGUUAAAAUUGGCAGUGUUGUUUUCGAAAUAAUUAUGCCCUGUUACAGAUGUGUGCUUACAACAAUUAAUCCAGAAACGGGUGUGCCUGAUACUAACUCAGAGCCAUUGGAAACUUUGCGAAGCUACCGCCUUCACGACGAUCCGCAAAUUCGUAAAUCAAUUGGUAAUUCACCUCGAAUGGGCGUGCAAAUGGCCCUUCGAUCCCCGCCUGGUGGAACCGUUAAUUUAAACGAUACCAUUUACAUUGCUUAG